Molecule: messenger RNA, 423 nt
Organism: Hibiscus syriacus
Lineage: Eukaryota; Viridiplantae; Streptophyta; Magnoliopsida; Malvales; Malvaceae
Product: pathogenesis-related protein 1A-like
Exons: 2
Coding region: 1-423 (140 amino acids)
Cellular component (GO): extracellular region
Source: RefSeq, a predicted model, not a curated record
AUGAUAACAGACAAGGCCCAAAACGAGGCUCAACCUCACGAGUCUGAAUCAUUCUACGUCUGGGAUGAAAACCUUGCCAACUACGCUCGUAACUGGGCGAAUAAACGCGUCAAUGACUGCCUUCUCAUCCACUCCGAUGGAACCUAUGGCGAGAACAUCUUCAGGGCCACCAAAAGCCACUGGAGCAUCGCUAAAGCCGUCAGAUCAUGGGUGGCUGAGGAGAAGUAUUACGACAAGAAGAAGAAUGCUUGUCGGCCCGGGAAAAUGUGCGGCCAUUAUACACAGAUUGUGUGGAGGGAUACGGUAAAUGUAGGAUGCGGCCGAGCCAAGUGUGCAAGGGGUGGCGUCUUUAUUAUAUGCUUCUACGAUCCACAUGGGAAUUUUCAAGAUGAAAACCCUUUUGCUUCCCACAAACAACACUAG